Messenger RNA from Sinocyclocheilus rhinocerous, 1898 nucleotides. It is a transcript of the gene lztfl1, whose product is annotated as leucine zipper transcription factor-like 1. The transcript has 10 exons. The coding region runs from base 477 to 1355 and encodes 292 amino acids. Lineage: Eukaryota; Metazoa; Chordata; Actinopteri; Cypriniformes; Cyprinidae. Gene Ontology annotation, cellular component: cytoplasm. Gene Ontology annotation, biological process: negative regulation of protein localization to cilium. The record is from RefSeq and is a predicted model, not a curated record.
GGACUUUUGGCAUCCUCUUUUCAACAUUCUAUGCUUUGGGACACGCUUAUUCUAAUCUCACAUACUAUUUAGGAUGGAUAGUAUGAACAUUGAGACGCAGGGUAUGUCUAUGAUUAGAAGAAGAAUAAGAGGAGGCGGUAAUGCACUUAUAAGUCUGCGAUCCGCCGUAGAAGAAGAAGAAGAAGAAGAAGUAGAAGAAGAAUGAACACGUCCCCUGCAGUCCUAUGAGCGAAUCUGUCUCUAGUGUCGUUAGUAACGGAGUGACGCUGUCCUGUUUCCAAGCGCAACCCAGAAGCACAACAAGGCUCUUCUCGCUAACGUUCAUUGCAAAUCUUCCAGUCCUUCACAUCAUUCCCAUUCUAUUUUCAUGACAGUGCCUUUUGAUAUUCGAACCUUAUGUUAACGCUCUAUAUUUAAUUCUGGUGACGUUUAUUUUUCUUCUUGCCACGUUAAAACUCUUGCAUCACCCUGCUGUAAUGGCUGAUUUUGGGUUUAAUGAGCAUCAUCAGAAUGAGGUGAUAAACUACAUGCGCUUUGCCCGCUCUAAACGGGCACUGAGACUAAAGACAAUUGACUCCUGCUUCCAAGACCUGAAAGACAGUAGGCUCAUGGAGGAGACAUAUACGGUGGAUGAGGUAUCUGACAUGCUGGACGGGCUACAGGUGCUGGUGCGUGGAGAAGUGGAGAUGGAACUCAUAAACACAGCUCACACUAAUGUGCUGCUCCUGCGACAACUCUUUUCCCAGGCAGAGAAAUUCUACCUAAGAUUGCAAACAGACAUUUCUGAGCUGGAAAACAGAGAAUUACUGGAGCAAGUAGCUGAGUUUGAGAAGACUGAUUUCAAAGCCAACAGCAAGGUAAAUCAGGAGUCUAGUAAGCCAAAAUUAGCACCACUGAAUGAAGGAGGUGUGUCUGAACUACUCCAGAAGGAGAUUUCCAGACUACAAGAGGACAAUGGCAAACUGAAAGCUAGACUCAGAACUUUGGAAUCUCAGGCCAUGAGUGCUCUGGAUGACAAGUCCAAAGCAGAGAGAGCCUUGAAAGACCUUCAGAAGAGCCAAGGAGAUCAACAGGAGAUCACAAAUCUGGAAGGCACAGUUGCAGAGAUGCAGGCUGACUUUGAAAAGACCCUGAAUGCCAACGUUGCUUCUCAGAAAGACCUGCAGGACUGCCUGGUAUCUGCUAAACAUGACCUGCUCCGUGUCCAGGAACAACUUUCACUUGCUGAGAAGGAACUGGAGAAGAAAUUUCAGCAGACGGCUGCUUACCGCAACAUGAAGGAGAUUCUCACUAAAAAGAAUGAACAGAUUAAAGAUCUGAGAAAGAGAUUACAAAGGUAUGAAUCAGAUGAGUGAAUUUUAACCCACAAGAAGAGGUCAACAAAGAUUAUCACUACAGGAUCUGAUGUACCAGCUACACCUUGUUGUACGGUUUACAGUGGAUUAGAAAUAUUAUUUGGACAUUCACACUACAAUUACUUAGUUAUUCAUCACCUCUUUGUUUUUUUUCAGUAUUUACAGCUGGUUAACUGAGAGGAAGUUUUUGCAAGUACCCUCAUAUAUUGUGUGGGUUCACUUUGCUUAGGAGGAAAUGUAUUGCCCAUAGCUUUGCUCCCUUCUUUACUGGAAGAAUACAGCUCGACACUCUUGUCAAACAUUGUUUCAAAGAACUACAUAUCUGUGCAUUAUAAUAAUAAUUAAUUCUUCCUGUUUUAUGUUUGUAUGCAUACAUUAAUCUCAUUAAUCUACUAGGAGCUUUAGCUGUAGCAACAAGUAUAUAACCUUUACAAAAAUUUGUCUGUAUAUAAUUUUAUAAUUAAGAACAACCCUAUGUGUAAUGCAUAAAUAGGCAUCAAAAAAAAAUUUUUUUUUAAUUAUUAAAAACAUUUUUGUAGUGAA